This is a messenger RNA of Phlebotomus argentipes, 1564 nucleotides long. It is a transcript of the gene BckdhA, whose product is annotated as 2-oxoisovalerate dehydrogenase subunit alpha, mitochondrial. Gene Ontology annotation, molecular function: oxidoreductase activity, acting on the aldehyde or oxo group of donors, disulfide as acceptor. The record is from RefSeq and is a predicted model, not a curated record. Gene Ontology annotation, biological process: branched-chain amino acid catabolic process. The transcript is spliced from 4 exons. The coding region runs from base 141 to 1463 and encodes 440 amino acids. Lineage: Eukaryota; Metazoa; Arthropoda; Insecta; Diptera; Psychodidae.
CUCCAACGACCGCUCAUAGCAAGUCGGCUCUCCCCUAUACGUCGUAUUUUCGUUGUAUCAUUCUCGUGUUGCCAUUGCCAAUUGCUCGUGGUGCUUCGAUUGCUCUGCCGACAAAUUUUCGAGUUCAGUGAAAAGUGAAAAUGUUCCAACGAUGCGUGCCAAACACAGCAAGGAUAUUCCUGCGAUCGAGGAUUCUUCAUCAGGCGGCUAAGCAACAGAGAAGUCUCACGACGCAACUCGAUAAGAGUGAUGUCAAAGGUGCUGACGCGAGGAGUCCCAGAUUCCCAGGAGCCGCUGCUCCAUUCACGUCCAAUCCGCAGAUCAGCCAUGCGGAGAAUGUGGCGCCGAUUCCCAUCUAUCGCGUUAUGGAUCGAGAGGGCGCGAUUGAGGACACUAGCCAGGAUCCAAAUCUCUGUCAGGCGACCAUCCAGAAGAUGUUCCGUGAUAUGGUGCUGCUCAACACAAUGGACAAGAUUCUCUACGAAUCUCAGCGACAGGGCAGAAUUUCCUUCUACAUGACCAACUUUGGCGAGGAGGCUUCUCACAUUGGCAGUGCAGCCGCUCUGACGCCCGAUGACUUGGUCUAUGGGCAGUACCGCGAAGCCGGAGUGCUCGUGUGGCGCGGCUUCACCAUCUCUGAGUUUGUGGAUCAGUGCUACGGGAAUGUGGAUGAUGAGGGCAAGGGCAGGCAGAUGCCAGUGCACUACGGAUCGAAGAAGCUCAACUUUGUCACCAUCUCCAGUCCUCUGGCCACCCAGAUUCCGCAGGCGGCGGGUGCAGCUUACGCCCUGAAGCUUAAAGAAGGCAACGAUCGCUGCGUGAUUGUCUACUUUGGCGAGGGAGCGGCUUCCGAGGGUGAUUGCCAUGCUGCCCUCAACUUUGCAGCCACUCUGGACGCUCCGGUGAUUUUCUUCUGUCGCAACAACGGCUUCGCCAUCAGCACGCCCUCUUCGGAGCAGUAUCGUGGUGACGGAAUUGCAGGAAGAGCGGCCGGCUAUGGAAUGGCAGCUAUUCGGGUGGAUGGAACAGAUGUCCUGGCAGUGUACAAUGCCACAAAGGUGGCCCGAGAGUACGUGAUGCGCACUAAUAAGCCCGUCAUUCUGGAAGCUAUGAGCUACAGAAUUGGACACCACUCGACCUCAGACGAUAGCAGUGCUUAUCGAGCGCCGGAAGAGCUCGAAGUGUGGAACACAGUUGAGCAUCCCAUCAACAAGUUGAAGAACUUCAUGCGCUCCAAAGGCUGGUGGAAUGAGGAAGAUGAGAAUGCCUUUGUGAAGUCAAUCAGGAAGCAGGUGUUAUCGCAGAUCUCUUUGUCAGAGAAGAAGCCGAAGCCAGACUGGCGCGAAAUGUUCCACGAUGUCUAUUAUGACCUUCCAACGCAUCUCCAGGAACAACUGAAGCAGAUGGAAGAGCACGUGGAAAAGUACAAGGAUCACUAUCCUCUCAAAGAUUACAAGCAGUGAUCUGAGAAGCAGGUCGUGUUCCCGAUUUGAUACCAAGAGAAAAGUGCAUUUACUAGAUUUUACGGAGAGAAUGCGAUAAUACAAUACAUUUUUGCAAUGCG